Molecule: messenger RNA, 1440 nt
Organism: Necator americanus (New World hookworm)
Lineage: Eukaryota; Metazoa; Nematoda; Chromadorea; Rhabditida; Ancylostomatidae
Exons: 1
Coding region: 1-1440 (479 amino acids)
Source: RefSeq, a predicted model, not a curated record
AUGAAGUCGAACAAGGCAACCGGUCCUGAUGACAUACCUGCUGAUGUCUGGAAGCUGCUAGGAGAUCGAGGGUCCAUGUGGCUCGCAACUCUAUUUAACAAGAUCGUUGCAGAAGGACGGACUCCAGACGUUUGGCAAACUUCCGUGACCGUGUCUGUCUGGAAAGGGAAAGGAGACAUUACUGACUGCACUUCGUACAGGCCUAUACGACUGCUGUGCCAUACGAUGAAGGUUUUUGAGCGUUUCCUGGAUGCUCGUUUGAGGAAAAUUGUCAGCGUUUUACUCAACCAGUGCAGCUCUGUGAAAGACUGCAGCACUAUAGAUGCUAUCCAUGCUGUCCGAAUCCUCCUGGAGAAACAUCGAGAGAAGAACCGCAGUGUGCAUCUUGCUUUUCUCGAUCUCGAGAAAGCUUUCGACCGUGUCCCACAUGAGCUGUUAUGGAUGUCCAUGAGGUCGCAUAGAGUACCAGAAGAAUAUGUGCGGUGGACUAAGUUACUUUAUGCGAAGCCUACCUGCGUUGUACGAUGUGCUGCCGGAGCAAGCAGGCCAUUCCCUGUACAAGUAGGGGUUCAUCAGGGUUCAUCCCUCUCACCUCUGCUGUUCAUACUGUGCAUGGACACGAUAACGAAGGAAAUCCAGAAGCAGCAUCCGUGGACUCUACUCUUUGCCGACGAUGUCAUGCUCGCGGCGGAGUCUCGAGAUGAUCUUCAGAAACAAGUACAGUCUUGGAAGGAUCAGCUGCAGCAAUAUGGAUUGCGCCUCAACACAUCAAAAACGGAGUACAUGGAGUGCGGACCAAGGGUAGAGGAUGGUUCAAUUCGUGUCGAUGGCACCGAAUUAAACAAGGUGAACUGUUUCAAGUACCUUGGAUCCAAAGUGACUUCCACAGGCGACAUUGAUCAAGAAGGUCGAGCACGUGUUAAUGCUGCAUGGAUGAAGUGGAAAAUGGCAACAGAGGUACUGUGCGACAAGGAAGUCCCUGUUCGACUGAAGUCGAAGAUCUACAGGACGGCUGUGCGUCCUGUUGCCCUUUACGGAUGCGAGUGCUGGCCGACGACGAAAGCCUUGGAAAGAGUGCUGCACGCUAUGGAGAUGCGCAUGUUAAGGUGGACAAUAGGUGUAACGCUAAAAGAGAAAGUAUCCAACGACACUGUGCGCUGCAUCUUCGGCGUCGUCCCGAUAACUGAGAAGAUGAAGGAGGCCCGACUGAGAUGGUUCGGUCACGUCUUGCGGCGAGAGGAAGAUUCUGUGACCCAAACCGCACUGAAGCUCGACAUUUCAGGAGUGAGGCCGCGUGGGAGGCCAAAGAUUCACUGGUUAUACCGUGUGAAGCUGGAUAUGAUAGAUGCACGUUUGUGUACGGCUGAUGCAAUGGAUAGAACCAAAUGGAAGACAAGAAGCAGAAAAGCGGACCCUGCAACAACGCGGGACAAACGCUAG